Messenger RNA from Myotis myotis, 1570 nucleotides. RefSeq names its product serine protease 22 (gene PRSS22). Gene Ontology annotation, biological process: proteolysis. The transcript is spliced from 6 exons. NCBI's taxonomy places the organism in Eukaryota, Metazoa, Chordata, Mammalia, Chiroptera, Vespertilionidae. The record is from RefSeq and is a predicted model, not a curated record. Bases 382 to 1353 code for a protein of 323 amino acids. Gene Ontology annotation, molecular function: serine-type endopeptidase activity.
CACCCCCCAACUCCAUGGUCAGUGUCAAAGCCAUGGUCCAGGUUCCCUAGCCUGCCCUCCUGAGGCCAGAUACUGGGCCCACAGCUGGAGCUGGUGUCCUGAGCCCCAGAUCCAGAGCCCGAGUCCACUGGCCCAGUCCAGAGGCAGGGGUCUCGGCCAGAGCCCCCCAGUUCCCGUUAAGGCUCAUUUCCUCCUGGCAGCCCCACCCCUUCUGGUGACCUACAGCCCCGAGUGGCAGGGACUGAGCCACUCACUGGGGGGACAGGUCCGACAGCAUUCCGCCUCCGAGGAUAAAACCAGGGGUGACCUGCAGGGAACUCUGAACACUCCUGUGGCCAGCACGGCACAGCUCGCCAGGCCGUGGCCCCACCCCCACUGGACAUGCUUGUGUCCAGAACCCCCCCAGCCCUGGGUGGGGGCUGCCUCAGGAUUUUAACCUCCCUGCUGCUUCUGGCUUCUACCGACACUCUCAGUGCUGCCAAGACACCUGCCUCCCCUGCCUGUGGGAAGCCGCAGCAGCUGAACCGGAUUGUGGGUGGUGAGGACAGCGCCGACGCCGAGUGGCCCUGGAUUGUGAGCAUCCAGAAGAACGGGACCCACCACUGUGCGGGCUCCCUCCUCACCAGGCGCUGGGUGGUCACCGCCGCCCACUGCUUCAAGGGCACUCUGAACAAGCCAUCCCAGUUCACGGUGCUGCUGGGCGCCUGGCAGCUGGAGAAUCCUGGUCCCAGGUCCCAGGAGGUGGGCAUUGCCUGGGCGCUGCCCCACCCUGUGUACUCCUGGAAGGAGGGCUCCCGUGCAGACAUCGCCUUGGUGCGCCUUGAGCACUCCAUCGAGUUUUCUGAGCGAAUCCUGCCCAUCUGCCUGCCUGAUUCCUCCAUCCAUUUCCCUCCGAACACCAACUGCUGGAUUGCAGGCUGGGGGAGUGUCCAUGAUGGAGUGCCCCUGCCCCACCCUCAGACACUACAGAAGCUGAAGGUUCCCAUCAUCGACUCGGAAACCUGCGGUCGCCUGUACUGGCGGGGAGCUGGGCAGGAAGCCAUUACCGAGGACAUGUUGUGCGCAGGCUACCUGGAGGGGCAGCGUGAUGCCUGUCUGGGCGACUCCGGAGGCCCCCUCAUGUGCGAGGUGGAGGGCGCCUGGCUGCUGGCCGGCAUCAUCAGCUGGGGCGAGGGCUGUGCGGAGCGCAACCGGCCCGGCGUCUACAUCAGCCUGGACGCCCACCGGUCCUGGGUGCAGAGGAUCGUGCAAGGGGUGCAGCUCCGCGGACACUCCUACGCGAGCGGGAGCCGGCCGUCGGGGUUAAGAAUCCUCCGGGGACGCCGGGCGGCCCGGGGCGGCCCCGCGGCCUGAUCACGUGGUUUCCUCGCUGUAAAUAAGCCAUCUACCUCUCCCGGGCGCCCGCCCUCCGCUGGGAGGCCCCGCCCUCGCCCCGCCCCGGGCUCAGGCUCCACCCCUGGGGCCGGGAGCGCCUUUGUGUAUAUAUGUUAAUGAUUUUUACAGUUAUUUGUAAUCCCGCCCGCAUAUUUUAUUUAUUCCCCCAAUUUCAAUAAAUUAUUUAUUCCCCAGA